Messenger RNA from Phytophthora infestans T30-4, 585 nucleotides. Its product is annotated as kinesin-like protein. Gene Ontology annotation, biological process: microtubule-based movement; cytoskeleton-dependent intracellular transport. NCBI's taxonomy places the organism in Eukaryota, Oomycota, Peronosporomycetes, Peronosporales, Peronosporaceae. The coding region runs from base 1 to 585 and encodes 194 amino acids. The record is from RefSeq and is a predicted model, not a curated record. Gene Ontology annotation, cellular component: microtubule; kinesin complex. Gene Ontology annotation, molecular function: microtubule binding; ATP binding; ATP hydrolysis activity. The transcript has 6 exons.
AUGUCCGAGAAUGUGCAAGUGGCGGUGCGUGUUCGCCCGUUCAACGAGCGAGAAAAGUCUAUGGAGAGCACACCUUGCAUCCGUAUGGUGAGGGAGACUCAACAGACGAUCAUCACCGACCCGGAGACAAAUAUCGAGAAGGCGUUCACAUUCGACUACAGCUACAACAGUUUUGUCCCGUCUUCCGAUCCCGCCUAUGCCUCUCAACAAACUGUAUGGGACGAUAUUGGUAUCAAGGUACUUGAACACGCCUGGAACGGCUUCAACGUCAGUUUGUUUGCGUAUGGCCAGACAGGCGCUGGAAAGUCUUUUUCAAUGGUAGGCUACGGCAGCGACAAAGGGAUUAUUCCUACAGCUUCCGCGGUGAUUUUUGAGCGAAUCGAAGCAAACACUUUAGAAAUCACGUUCAAAGUGGAGGCCAGCAUGAUGGAAAUUUACAACGAGCGUGUCAAAGAUUUGUUCAAUCCAUCGUUGGAUAAUCUGAAGGUUCGAGAUCACCCAAGCCAAGGACCGUACGCUGAGGGUCUUACUCGUAGCGCUGUGUCCUCUUACUUAGAAAUCGACAGGGUGCGUCAAUUCGUCUAA